Molecule: messenger RNA, 4518 nt
Organism: Leptopilina boulardi
Lineage: Eukaryota; Metazoa; Arthropoda; Insecta; Hymenoptera; Figitidae
Product: octopamine receptor beta-3R-like
Exons: 5
Coding region: 1308-2576 (422 amino acids)
Biological process (GO): adenylate cyclase-activating adrenergic receptor signaling pathway
Cellular component (GO): membrane
Molecular function (GO): octopamine receptor activity
Source: RefSeq, a predicted model, not a curated record
CGACGCUCAGUCUACUUCGGCACUUCGUACACGUAGCGUCAACUGGUGAAUUGCAAUUAACAUCUCAUUUAAAUUUCCCGCUUCACACCUCAAAAACCUGUGUGCGAUCCUAGUGAAGAUAAUCGGUACUAACGAAUUUCAAAAUAAAUGCGCGCGCGAUUUUUUUUUUUUAGAACUCAAAAAAAAAACAACAUGAAUCACAAAAUAAAGGAAAAAAAUUAAUUAUUAUUUCAUUUAGAAAUAAUCUUUUUUUUUGUUUGCAAUAAUUAACAAUGAAACGUGGGACUAAAAAUAAAAAAUGUGCAAUAUAGAGAAGGGAAAAUAAUACUCAGGAAAAAAACAACAACGCCACAAGAGAGUGGGAAUGAGAAAUAGCGAUCGAUGGAGGUCCGUGGUAUGAGAAACUGGGACCAUCGGCUUCAGUGGUUGAUAAUAGCCUCUCGAUUGUGCAACUAUCUCUAUAUAAUACCAAAGCGGCAAGCGACGAAUUCACUUGGACUUGAAAGCAUCAAGGUUAUACACGAUGUGCUUGGAAAGCCCAAUUGUGAAAUUUGUCCUCGAAAAUGAUGCAAUCAUUAAAAGUUCGAAAUUAUGAUAAGGAUUUAUAAUGCAGUUUAAAUAAUUCAAAAAAUAAUAAUAAUAAAAAUACCAAUAAUAGUAAUAAUAAUAAUAAUAAUAUAGAAAAUCGCAAUAAUGCCAUGUGUAUUGUUUCUCAAGGGACAUUAAUUAUGCAGACUAAUCAGUCCCCGGAAUAAUGGUGAUGAGGGUUGGCAUUGAAAUGCCUUCCAAAACUUGGCAAGCGUGUGACGUAUCUUUAUUAAUAUGACCACGAGGGACACAGCCUCAUUCGUCGGAGACUUGUCCGACACUCAUUCAUUUCGGACCAGUCAAAAAACGUGAGUGAAAUCUUUAAUUUGUGGAGUGAAAUCGUCUCUCUUCAUUUUAUAUAUAUGUGAAAGGAGAGAAUUUAUUCAUAGCAACUUGGUAUUUUCGUUAGGUACGCCACAGUGGUAACACACAAAGUGCAUCGUUUUUAAAUUCUCUUAUUUCUCAAAAAUUUGCCAAAAAAGUUAAGACUUUUUUCACUGUGGAAGGAAGUGCGGUCUUUUUUUUUCGAUUUCCCUUGUGUCCUCUUCGUCUGGCAUGAGUUCGUAUGUCAUCGACCGUCGGUAUGAUCCUUUCAUUCCUCCGAGUUGACUGCCCUCAAAGGGUCUCUAAACACAUCUUGAUCAUUAUCAUCAUCAAAUCACGAAAUUGGAUCACACAUCAUAAAAGACACUUGGUCAUGAGUGGGCCACCCUCAAGGAAUGGAAGUCGUAACUGAAUCAAAUUCAGGCAACAUUGAUCGUGAGAUCUUAACGAGAAAUAUAAGUCAAUUAUUAUUGACAAAAUUAAUUGAACCAACAUUAACGGAAAAUAAAUUAAGCGAUUUUGAAAUUAUUGAAAAUGUCGAUAAUGAUGAUAAUGAGAAUCGUAAUAUAAUUUUAUUGAUUCUUAAAGGUGUGGUGAUUAUAAAUAUAAUUGUCACGGCAAUUCUUGGUAAUGUUUUAGUUAUUGCAAGUGUAAGAAGACAUAGAAAAUUACGUGUACCAACUAAUCGUUAUGUGGUUAGUUUGGCAGCUGCUGAUUUACUUGUUGCUAUUUGUGCAAUGAGUUUUAAUGCAUCUGUUUUAUUAUCGGGUAAAUGGAUAUUUGGUCGUUUCAUGUGUGACAUGUGGAAUUCAUUGGAUGUUUAUUUUUCAACUGCAUCGAUUUUACAUCUUUGUUGUAUCAGUGUCGAUAGAUAUUAUGCAAUAUUAAGACCCCUUGAGUAUCCGGCAAUUAUGAAGAGAAUCACUGUCACGUGCAUGUUGGCAAGCGCAUGGACACUGCCUGCACUCAUCAGUUUCAUUCCAAUUUUCAUGGGAUGGUAUUCCACUGAGAAGCAUUUAGAAUUUCUCAGAGACAAUCCACAGGUGUGCAUCUUUGCUGUGAAUCGACCAUUUGCAUUGAUAAGCUCGUCAGUAUCAUUCUGGAUACCAGGAAUUGUCAUGAUUAUUAUGUACUGUAAAAUCUACAAGGAAGCUGUGAGACAAAAGGAAGCCUUGAGUAGAGCGUCAAGUAAUACUAUACUGAAUAGCAUUCACCAACAUCGAAUGUCCACAUCGAGACAUCAUUCGAGAACCUCUCAUCAACUUUUACUACACCCAAGCGAUGCCAGCGAUUAUGGCAGGCCCAAUUACAGAUCAGCGAUUGAGUUAAACAUCGAAAAUGGCACAACGAUACGACAACAAUCGAAAAGUUGGCGAGCAGAACACAAGGCUGCCAGAACAUUAGGGAUAAUUAUGGGUGCAUUCCUUCUUUGCUGGCUGCCUUUUUUUACAUGGUAUUUGACAGCCUCAUUGUGCGCCGACGCAUGUUAUUUUCCCGAUGCCGUUGUAUCAGUUUUAUUUUGGAUAGGGUACUUUAACAGUGCCUUGAAUCCAUUAAUUUACGCUUAUUUCAAUCGUGAUUUUCGUGAAGCCUUCAAGGACACAUUAAAAAGUGCACUACCAUGCUGCGAAAGUUGUUGGAAAGCACCAUCACAAUUUGUCUAGCGAGAAACUAAUUCCGGUGAUUCAAAAUCAUCCGGACAAUGUAGUUGGCAUCAAAUGGUAAAUAUGCAACCAAAAUGGAUUCGUCGUCGUAAUUCUUCACAUCAUCGGAAUAAUAAUAAUGAUUCGAAUCCAAACAAUUGUUCCUAAAAUUCUCUUCAAAAACUUCCCCUCCCCCAAAAAAUUCCUUAACUUCAAAACAACAAUUCCAAGAUCAAUUAUCCAAAACAUUAAAUACUAUUUGAUCACUUGUUGCAUAUCGAGCAAUAAAAAAAAAACAUGACAAAAAAAAACGGCGGGAAAUUAAAAUUAAGAAAUUUUCAAAAAAAAAUAGAAUAAUCUCUGCCCUUUGGUAAAAUAAUAAUAAUAAUAAUAAUAAUAAAUGGUGGCCUGCGAUUGAUUGCAAUGCUCACUUAUACGCUCUCUCUCUUUUUCUAUAUAUAUAUAUAUAGGAACCAAAGAGAUGAACCGGUGAAAUUUUAUGGCGCAAUAAAAGCGCCCAAAGCUCAACGUGACGUUGUAUAAAAAGCGCUUUUAGAAGAUUAGCGUCUUGUGUAAAUACGAGAGGAUGUAGGAAGAAAAUUCGACUGAUGUGAGUCGUUAUUUAAACUAUUUUUAGUUGAAAAAUACUUAGUCUCAAAAUUAAAUUGCCCACUAUAUACUUGUUUCGAAAUAUUUCAGAAACAUUAAUAAAUAUUCUCAUUUUAUUUAUUAUAUAUACUCAUUCGCAUUUAAAUAUAUAAUUUUUAAUAUAAAGUUAUCAAUUUAAAAAGAAUAAACUUUUUUCUUUCUUUUUACAAAAAGAGUUUUAAAAAAAAAAAAUUUUUUCAAUUACAUGGAAAUUUCAUAUUUUUUGCAAAUUGAAAAAAAUGUCGAAAUCAAAAAAAAAACAUAUAUUUUACUUCAAAAAGUUAAAAAUAUUAUUUUCAAAAAAAAAAAAAUGAAAAUAUAAAAGUUAAGUGAGAAAAAUGCUUUAUAGAUAAAAUCUAUGUGCAAAAAAAAAAUUUUUAGCUAAUCAUAGUGAUAUAGUUCCAUUUGAAAUUAAAUUUUCUCGUAUAAAAAUUUGGAAUUAAAGUAUAUGAGAAAAAUUAGAUUUUUGUUUGUUACAAUUUUUACACACAUAUAUAAAUAUAGUCUGAAUUAAUUUUUUAACAGUAGUUCUAAAAAAAAGGAACAAUUUAUUUUUGUUAAAAAUGAAAAAAAAACUGUGUAAAACUUGUAAAUCUACGACUUACUAUAAUAAUAUAUACAUAUAAUAAAUAUAUAUGUAUAAAAAUUCUAUAUUAUGUAAAUAUUGUAAAUAUGACUUAUAACACGUUGUUCAAUCACAUAUUUUCUGUGAUAAUCCAUUAUAUAGUAAUUAAAACUUUUUUACGCUCUUGAUUGUUUUUUCAGUAACACCUGUUUGUUGUGUGAUAGAAUUUGUGAUUAAAAAAAAAAUCCCUUUUUUUUACAUAUAUAUAGAAAAAUUAAUUCUUUUUUCAAAAAAUACGAUUUUACGAAUAAAAAAUCGAACUUGCGACGAACGUCAUUUUUCUUUUCUUUUUUCGUUUUUCUUUUUUGUUUAUAAACUCGAAAUUACAACGAAACGUCGCACGUGUUGUAAAACAAAAAACAAAAAAAAAAAAAAAAAUUGUAGCAUCGCGAAAAAAAAUUUCUUGAAUCUCCAAAGAGAUUAGGUAUGAAUGCUAUGUAAAUAUACUGCUAUAAUGAAUAAUAUUAAAAUUGUAAUAUAUAUUAAGAAAAAAAAAAAAAAUGAAAAAUCAACGUGACAAAAAUAUUAUCGACGAAAUUGUAAAGCUUAUUGACACAGACAAUUGUAAGAAUUAUAUGAGUGCGAUGAUUAUUAUGAAAGGUGUGUGAUAAUAUAAUAUUAUUGUGACGAGAAAAAGAUGAAGAUAAGAAUGAUUAUACUGACGAUAAUAAAAAAGUGAUGAUAACUGUU